Molecule: messenger RNA, 833 nt
Organism: Panthera uncia (snow leopard)
Lineage: Eukaryota; Metazoa; Chordata; Mammalia; Carnivora; Felidae
Gene: GKN1
Product: gastrokine 1
Exons: 6
Coding region: 1-672 (223 amino acids)
Biological process (GO): regulation of cell population proliferation
Source: RefSeq, a predicted model, not a curated record
AUGGAGACGAAUGUGCUGGAGUAUGAGAGACUGGUGACCAGAGUGAUUCAUCACACAACUAUUAUAGAAGUUCUGGUGAAGGAAGCUAUUCUCUUUGCCGGACUUCUUGGAGUCUUCCUGACCCCAGCCCUUGCUUUCACUAAAUGUGGUCUUAAAUCACCGUCAAUUUCUUGUAAAUUUCAGGAUAUCAACAUUGGCGGUGCCAGCAACAGUGGUACAAGUGGGCAGCAGUCAGUGAGUGUCAACAAUGAACAUAAUGUGGCCAAUAUUGACAAUAACAAUGGAUGGGACUCCUGGAACGCCCUCUGGGAUUACAAUACUAACUUUGCCGCGAUCAGACUCUUUAAAAAGAAGGUAUGCAUUGUGCACAGAAUGAACAAGGAUGUCAUGCCCUCUCUUCAUACUCUUGAUGCAAUGGUCAAGGAAAAGAAGCUUCAGGGUAAAGGACCAGGGGGACCACCUCCCACGAGUCUGAUAUACUCAAUCAACCCUGAGAGAGUCAGUGAUCUGGAAAAGUUAGGAAAACCCAUCGCUGGCAUGUGCAGAGGGAUUCCAACAUACACAGCUGAUGAGAUUGAAGGGGCAAGCCUGUUCUUUUACUCAAAAGCAUGCCUCCGUGCUGAUAUACUCUGGAUUCUGAGAAUUUCCUUAUGUGGAGAAUUGGAGGUGUAAAAAGAAAAAAAAAGUCACUUUGAAUUUAAUGAUCGAAUAUUUUAUGCAAAAAAAACCACAUUGGGUUCUAAAGGUUUUUAUCAUGUCAUUCUGAAAUGUAUUCUUCCAGUUAUGUUUGGCUUCUUUAACUUUCAGUAAAUCUACUCAGCACUAAAUUCCUU